AUGUUUACAAUUCCUCAAAUGUUACGCUUUUCGAUUUCCUUUCUAUCCAUCUUAAGCGCGAAAAAUGUUGCUUUGAAUUCACAGUCAUCAAUAGCAGGAGCUGUUAUGACUGUUAAUGAUGCUUCUGAUUUCUCAGCAACUUUAGCACAGCAGUUUCUAAAUGGUGGUUGUACAACAUUGAAAAUAGAUUCAUUGUCCGCCCUCCCAACAGGAACUUCUAAAACAGUCUUUGAUUAUGUGCAAAUCCUUGAUCUAACAGGUUCCCAAAUUACUAAUAUUCCCGAAAUUUAUUUCCUUUCAAACAAUGUCAUCCAAGAAGUCAAACUGAAGACGGGAACUUCAAUUUCAGCUCUUGCCUUCAAACUUUCUUCAAUUAAAACAAUAAAUUUCGCAUCUGUCACUACAAUUGCUCAGAGUGCUUUCGAAUCAUGUUACAAUAUCGGUGAUGUUACAGUUUCCUACCAAUUAGGCGAAUCUGCAUUUGCCAGUAGUGGAAUUAAGACAUUGACGCUUUCUGGUUCAGCAAACAUUCCAAAAUCUCUAUGUGCGAACUGUAGAUCACUUACAAGUGUCACGUUUACAUCCUCAUUAAGCGUUGGUGACUCCGCUUUCCAAAAUUGUUACAAACUUGCUAGUUUUCCACCGGAAAAGGCAACUUCAGUCGGAGAAAAUGCUUUUGAGAACUGUUACGCUCUUACUAGCUUCAAAACAGCAUCUCCUUUAAACGAAUUUAGGAUUUCGAAUUCAGCUUUCGAAAAUUCCGGCCUAAAGGAGCUUGUCAUGCCAGGAUCAGCAUCACAAGGUUCAUAUUCCAUUGGAAACCGCGCUUUCUAUGGUUGCAAACUCGAAACAUUGACAAUUUAUCCAAAUUGGGAUAUUUCUUCAUCAACAAAUGGCUUUUCAAAGAAUCUAGAGCUUACAACUGUUGAUAUUCAGAUUCAAGACAUUUAUUCCAUUUCAGCAGAAUUAUUUUCACGUUGUUCCAAAUUAUCUUCAAUAAAUCUUCAAAAAGCAGGAACUAUUAAUUCAUAUGCAUUCUAUUACUGCACUUCAUUAACAACCAUUGAUAUUUCUUCAUGUACAAGGGUUGCAAUGUCCGCAUUUCAAGGUUGUUCGCAACUUGAAACGAUAACUUUCAAAAGUGAUGUAAGUUUGGGUAAAUAUUCAUUUAGUAACAUCAAAGGACCAGAAGAAAUGGUUCUUUCAAAUGAUAUGUCAUACGAUAACUAUGUUUUUUCAGGCGCAACAGGAAUAAAAAGAGUUACAUUGAAAGGAUUUCCAAGAGUAGGAAUGUUUGCAAAUUGUCCUAACUUAGAAUUUGUUGAUUUAUCACAAACUACUAGUAUUCCAAAUUAUUGUUUCUUUAAUUGUCCGAAAUUGACUUUAUCUAAUACAGAAAUAACUUGUUAG
This is a messenger RNA of Trichomonas vaginalis G3, 1410 nucleotides long. RefSeq names its product antigen BSP-related family. The transcript has a single exon. The record is from RefSeq and is a predicted model, not a curated record. NCBI's taxonomy places the organism in Eukaryota, Parabasalia, Trichomonadida, Trichomonadidae. Bases 1 to 1410 code for a protein of 469 amino acids.